AUGUCCUUCAAUAUUCAUGAAAGAGCACCAACUGUCACACACCUCGCUGUUCAUUUAGAAAACGGACAGCGGGUGUAUUUCACUGAAAAUAAUGUAAAUGACAUUGUGAAUAAUCCAAGAGAUACUACUUUAACAGCGUUUUUCAAAUUAUGUGCAGAGGACGACUUCGCAAAAACUCUGACCUACGACAAGGUGCCUGCCUAUUAUACCUGGAAUCAAAAUACGAAAAAAUUCCAACGACGAAAGCAGGGGGCGGUAGUUCUCGGGUACCCUGGCGUGAGAAAAACAGAUGCUCUUGGAAGGGUGUACGUGGUACACCCUAAUAAUACAGAAUGUUUUCAUUUGCGGUUGUUACUCCACGUUAUAAAAGGCCCUACUUCGUUUAGAAGUCUCCGCACUUUUGAAGGUGUAACUUACGACACAUUCCAAGGGGCUUGCAAAGCUAUGGGCCUCCUCGAAGAUGACAGUCACUGGGAGAGUACGCUCUCUGAAGCAGCCAUAUGCUGUUCACCAAAAUCACUUAGGUGCCUUUUUGCCAUUAUGAUAUCGUUCUGCCAAAUCACGGACCCGCAUCUUCUUUGGCAAAACUAUCAGGAAAGUAUGUCCGAAGAUAUACUGCAACGCAGACGACAAGAACUGUCAUCAGAUGAUUUAGAGUACGACCAAAAUAUUUUUGAUGAAGCUUUAAAUGAAUUAAAUAAAGAGGUCGAAUCUCUAUCAGGUAAAAGUAUAAAAUAUUUUGGUUUUAACUUGCCGUUAAAUUCAAAUCUUUAUGCAAUGAACAACAUCGAGGAUUUACGAGAGACUGACUAUGAUUACACCCAACUCUUACAGACAAUUCAAGAUGAACAUCGCUUAAAUCCAGAACAAAAAAUUGUUUACGACCAAAUAUUGUCAUCAGUUAAUAGUAAUGAAGGGAAAAUGUUCUUUCUAGAUGCACCCGGGGGCACGGGUAAAACAUUUAUAAUUAAUUUAUUAUUAGCAAAAGUAAGGUCUGACAGAAAAAUUGCUCUUGCCGUGGCGUCGUCCGGUAUUGCAGCCACACUUUUGAAAGGCGGGCGAACUGCACAUUCCACUUUCAAACUACCUUUAAAAAUUUGCAUUGACGACGUCUCUAGCGUUUGUAACAUCUCAAAACAGAGUAAAACAGGUAAAUUAAUGCAGGAUUGUAGCUUGAUUAUUUGGGACGAAGCUUCCAUGUCCCAUAAAGCAUCAGUUGAGGCAUUAGACAGGACAAUGCGCGAUUUACGCAACAGAAAUUGCCCAAUGGGUGGCUGCACCGUUUUGUUUUCUGGAGACUUUCGUCAAAUUUUGCCAGUCAUAGCAAGGGGGACUAGAGCUGACGAAGUCAAUGCAUCACUCAAAAGAUCUUAUCUUUGGCCACAUAUUACAAAAUGUAAUGGUGCAUUUCAAUCCGGAAAUGUUAAAAUCAAUCUUAGUAACCUAUGUGCUUUGGUUCAAAAUGUGGAAGAAUUGGUUGAGACCGUAUAUCCCGAUAUUACUAAUAUAACUACAAAGACUUUAUGUUGGUUUAAGGAAAGGGCUAUAUUGGCACCUACUAAUGAACAGGUUGAUAAAAUUAAUCAUUUAAUUAUUUCCAAGUUUGAAGCACCAUCACAGAUAUACUAUUCAGUUGAUACAGUUUUGGAUACCGCAGAGGCAGUACAUUAUCCAACUGAAUUUUUGAAUUCUUUAGUUCCUCCCGGAAUUCAUCCACACAAGUUAAUAUUAAAAGUGGGUUCACCAGUGAUAUUACUUAGAAAUUUAAAUCCCCCAAAAUUGUGUAAUGGCACGAGACUCAAAAUAGUUAAAUUAAAAAACUUUCUAAUCGAAUGCACUAUUUUAACUGGCUGUGGUACUGGUGAUACUGUUUUAAUUCCCAGAAUACCGAUGAUUCCCUCCGAAUUACCCUUCCAAUUCAAAAGACUGCAAUUUCCAAUCAAAUUAGCCUUUGGUAUUACUAUUAAUAAGGCACAAGGUCAAACUUUAAAAGUUGCAGGAAUAGAUUUAACUGAUCAAUGUUUUUCUCACGGCCAGUUAUAUGUUGCCCUUUCAAGGGUGACAUGUAAAAAUAAUCUGUUUGUGUUUACUAACAAUCCGUCAGAAGUAAUGAACGUUGUGUAUAAGGAAAUAUUUCAAUAG
This is a messenger RNA of Melitaea cinxia (Glanville fritillary), 2142 nucleotides long. RefSeq names its product ATP-dependent DNA helicase PIF1-like. The record is from RefSeq and is a predicted model, not a curated record. The transcript has 2 exons. Gene Ontology annotation, biological process: telomere maintenance; DNA repair. Gene Ontology annotation, molecular function: DNA helicase activity. The coding region runs from base 1 to 2142 and encodes 713 amino acids. NCBI's taxonomy places the organism in Eukaryota, Metazoa, Arthropoda, Insecta, Lepidoptera, Nymphalidae.